This is a messenger RNA of Jaminaea rosea, 1950 nucleotides long. RefSeq lists its product as hypothetical. The transcript has a single exon. The record is from RefSeq and is a predicted model, not a curated record. The coding region runs from base 293 to 1711 and encodes 472 amino acids. Lineage: Eukaryota; Fungi; Basidiomycota; Exobasidiomycetes; Microstromatales.
CGAUGAUCAGUUACGUCACCCACUCAUUUACCCAUUCAUCCAAUCUCGCCAGGCCAGCGUCAUCAUCAUACUCUCGUUGACGAGCUUCUGUUCAUCGAUCGUCAGGGAGACAGUGUCGUCAAAGCAAACAAAACUUGUGACACAAACAGAGGGCGCCACGAUCAUCGAGGUCGAUGACGACGACGAGUGGCACAAAGCGUCGAAACGUGCACUAGAGUAGAGGUGCACAAAGGACUCGCAUUGCAUCGAGCCAAACAUACAAAAGCACACUCGACAACCUUCUCGGAUCACAAUGGCCUCAUCCUCUUCCUCCUCUUCAUCAUCAUCAUCACCUCACCGCCCCGGCAGCAUGUCCACCCCUACCACAGCACGCGCGUAUCGCGCUCCCUUGGGGGAGUUGCCCCUCGCCACCUUCCUAGUCGCGACCAAUACGGUCAGCACCUCCACCUCGCCCACCUCGACAGGCGUAAGCCCUAUCCUCAAACCCGUCCAGGCUAACGCGAAACAGCAGCUCGCGGUCAGCCCUACGCGCGUCAAGCGCUCAGCAGCUGCGCAGGCACCGCGUACCCCUCCCCACCACGAGACGCACCCGGUCAACGUCAGACCUCACCACCCGCACGUCGCCUCUGGCCUUGAAGCUAUCGCUCAUCCCCCCGUCCCUCCGAGUCCUACUACGCACAUAGCGCCUGCUACACCACCUGCUUCGCUGCUAAAGCGACAGGCAAAGCACAGCGCCUCGCCACAACGACGAUCGAAUGUCGAGCCACCUCUCCCACCCGUGAGCUGCACGACUAAUCGCGCGAGCUCGUCAAAUGACCCCGCGCCCGUGCACGCGCAAUCCCUCCCCCGUAAGCGGGACAGGGUAGACGAUGUGACCGAGCUCGGGUUGGCGAGGGAGCGAGGCCAAGCACCAGUUUGGGCCAGUCCCAGUCCGCACAAGAAUGCCGCACUCGCAGCCGCCACCGCCGCGACAGGGAGCAAGCGUGGCUCCUUUAGUAGUCACAGUCAUAGGAGGAUGAGUUCCACUGGCUCCACGGGGGGUUUGAAGCUUUCACCGAAGCUCGGCCUCGGGAAAGGUGAUGCGUUAAUGAAAGAGGUGGACAGUGCAGUCGCUGAGGAGAGCGGCAGCGAUAGUGAGGAGGAGCAGGAGGAUGAAGAGCAAGUAGUAGCCGUGCCUCCUCUGCGCAUCCAGAGCCAAUCCCCUGCUUCCUCUCCGGCAGUCAACAGCAUCCGCACACCCGCGACCCCCUCGCGUGGCUCUUCCUCCGCUCAAGACGAGGAUGUCUUCGGUCUCACCACUUCUUCCCCUGGUGGCGGACUCGUCGUAUUCUGUGAUGCUACCCCGGAUAGUAUUCCUACAGUCACAAGGGCGGGACAUCUGGAGGCCGCAGCAGGUGGGGACGAGGAGAAUGACUCUACUGCCCUCAAAGCUCUCCUGCGCGAGCGUGAAGGUAGUGCGAAGCAGCAGCAGCACAAGAAGAGCAAAAAGACGCGAUCCGAUCCCGUUACUAGGGAGAAGAGCGGCACGAUCAAUAGCAACGGCAGCAGCAGCAGCGGCGGCGUCUCCUCCCCAGGCAAAAGCUCGUUGCCCACGAAGCGCAAGAAGGGCACGGGCGGGCGAUUGAGCCUUGUUGCUACGGGUGAGGCGGGGAAGGAUGAGCAGGAUGAGCAGGAUCAAGUCGAGGAGCAGGAGGAGGAUCCUAUGGCUUGAUUUUUCCCUCAUUCCGCUCUUCUGCCUCUACUCCCGCUACUGCUAUUCUCCUGCUCGAUUGAUACUGGACGUCAUGUCCGCCGCUGCCUUCCUUUCGCUAGUAUGUACGUACCUCUUCGCCCUCGCCGCACCUUUGAUACCUGUCUCUUGAUUGAACUUUCUCACGUCUUUGUCUGCCUAUCAUUUUCUCACCCUGUCUAUCCUGUAUAUCUUUCCACGAAUCUGAAUCAAGUGCGCUA